AUGAUUUUUGUGCAUCAACAGAAAAGUUCUUUUACCUCUCUAUCCUCAACAACAACUAUAUAUCCUCAAGAUAUUGAUUGUUUUCAAAACGCUAAUAGAAUUGAAUUGAACAAUUUUUUUUUAUCACAAGACUUUCUUAGUUAUACAUUUAAAUAUCCAUUUAAUUUAAUAACUAAAGAUUGUAACAAUUAUCAAUUUAAUGCUCCUUUGUUUAAGUUUUCAAUGUUUUCAUUUUCAACAGAUUUGGCAAUAACUAUUGAUUUAAGUAAAAUAGUUCAGGUUGGAUCAAUAAAUUCAAAUGCACCUUCAGUUAUCUUUAAUAACGAUCUUAAUAGUUCAUUGUAUAGAGAAUUAAAGACUUUUACCCUUACAACCAAAAACAUUCCUAAUCUAAAUAAUUUAUUUUUAGAUAAUUUAAGUUUAUCUAUUCUAAAACCUUAUAAUAUAAGUUCAUGGAAUUAUUUUUCUACAUUAAACUCUGUAAAAACCAUUACAUUAAAUGGAAAUUCACUAUCAGAUUAUUAUCCUUUUCCAUAUGCAUUGUUAUCAAAUAGUCAAUUUAAUAUCAAAUCAUUAAAUUUAAAUUUAAGAUUAGAAGAACCAACAUCAACUAUAGAUUUAAACAUUACAUCAUUAGAAACAUUAAAAAUGGAUACAAAAGAUAUGUUCACUUUUAAAGGUUCAAUUCCUUUUAGCAAGUUACCCAAUUUAAAAUAUUUUGAAAUGACCGGAACUUCAAUCAGUAAUCUACCACCUUUUUCACUCUUGACUUCAAAAUAUGUUUAUAUUAGUAAAAAUAGAUUUGAUACAAAAUUACCAGAAAAAUUUAAUUACACAAAUACAAUUCAAGUUUUGGAUAUUUCAAAUAAUAAAAUUACAGGUACUAUUGAUCAAACUUAUUGUUCAGUUUAUUUAAACGUUAGUAAUAAUCUAUUAAAUGGAAAAAUUCCAUCAUGUUUUACUUGUUAUUUUGCAAAUCCUAAAGUUUUUUAUAAUUUCUCUGGUAACUCUUUUCAAAACUAUCAAGAUAAUUUACCAUGUACCACAAUUAAACCAAGCAUUAGGGCUAAUGGAAAUGAAAUUAUAUUAUAUGGUAAUGACAUUGGAUUUUAUUCAAGUGAUAUCUCCACAGUCCCUAAAUUAGAUUUUGAAGUCUUAAUCCCUAACUUAAUGUUUAUGGCAACUAGUAAUUUAAAAGGAAUUUUUAUAGUGACUUUUGUUGGACCAAAUUUAGAAUUUACAUUAACAAAUGAUCCUAAGCCACCAACUCCUGAAACAAUUACAUUUUUUACCUUAAACGAAACUGUACUCAUAAAAGGUUCAUACUUUUCAUAUAUAAAUGAAGAAAAUAAAGUAACUUUUAAUAAAGAACUAUGCAUGGUUAUAGCAUCAUCAUUUUACCAAAUAGAGUGUUAUUUUCCUGCUGCGAAAAGUUACAGUAAAGAUGUUUUAUAUAAUGGUAUAAUUAAUGUCAAUGGUUUAAUAUCACCACCAUUUACUGCAAAUUUUUCAAUUGUUAAUGAUUAUAAAGUUUGUCCAGGUAAUUGCUCUUCUGAUGUAUCCAAAGGUUUUUGUAAUAUCAUGUACGGUUUAUGUAUUUGUAGUCCUAAUUGGUUUGGACGAAAUUGUGAAAAACCAAUGGCAAAUGUUAGUUUUAUAGUACCAAGUUCAACUUUGGGUGGUGUAGUUUUGAUAAACGGAUUCUUUGGAGAUAUUCAUACAGAUCUUAUCGUGGAAAUAGGUAAUUUGGAGUGUUAUGUUAAUUUUGUUAGGAGUGAUUUAAUAAACUGUACAUUAGGGGCUGGAAGAGGUGUAAAAAAUGUUGCAGUCACUCAAAAUGGAUAUUCAUGGAUGGGUUUAUCUGCUUAUAAAUAUCAAGAACCACAUAUUAGUUGUUUUAACAACUGCUCCAAUAAUGGUGAAUGUUUGGAAAACGGUAUUUGUAGUUGCUAUAAAGAUUACAAAGGUAUUGAUUGCAACUCUUUAUCAUCACCCGAAGACAACAGUUUACCUGAAUCUCAAUCUUCAGUAUCAAAUAGCUCUCAAAUCUCUAUUAACAAUCAACAAACCAAUUUCGAAAUAUUAAUUACAAAUCUUUACGAACUAAAUAUUGAAAAUGAAAUUGUAAAAAACCAUAACCUUACCGACAAAUGGAUUAGUGGUAAAAAAGAUAUAAACACAUAUACAUUUACUCAGAAUUUAACAACAAAUCUUCAAAGAAAUAGUGUUAUUCAGGUUAUCAUAGAAGAUAUAAAAGAAGACAAAGUAAUAGAAUUUGCACAUCAACUUUACAAAAUCGAUAAAAAUUCAAUCAAAGUAACCAUUGAUAUUCAAAACUACAUAUAUGAAUCAGCUCUAAAUACACUAUCGUUAAUAUUUCAAUCCAAGGUAUCUGAAUUAGAAAAUACAGAAAUUAAUAAUUGUAAUAAUAAUAGUAUAACCAUUUCAAAUAAUUUAGAUGAUCCUUCAUUAAAUAAUAAUUUUAUUCAAAUUAAAAAAAAUGGUAAAAUUUUAUAUGGUAGAUUUUUACCCAUUGUUUUAUCAGAUAACAAACCCACAUUUAUUACAUCUAAUAUAAUACCAAAUAGUAAUAAAACUGAUGAAGAUAACGAAAAAACAAUCAAAGUUUCAAUUAAUUUACCACAUUGUAAAUAUAGUUGUUUAAUCGAUCCAGAUUUUCAAGUUUUGUUAUCAUCUGAUUUUAAAAAAUCAUGUGAUGGUAAUAAGAAAUUAAAUUAUAUAUUACCGAUUUCUAUUGUAAUACCAGUUAUAGGUGUAUCCGCAAUUACUGCUCUUUCUGUUUAUUACUAUAAAAGACAUUCACAAAAAAAGGAUUUCGAAAAUAAAAUGGAAAAACUUAAAAAUUUUUCAUAA
This is a messenger RNA of Dictyostelium purpureum, 2874 nucleotides long. RefSeq lists its product as uncharacterized. Lineage: Eukaryota; Evosea; Eumycetozoa; Dictyosteliales; Dictyosteliaceae. The coding region runs from base 1 to 2874 and encodes 957 amino acids. The transcript is spliced from 6 exons. The record is from RefSeq and is a predicted model, not a curated record.